AUCUAGGAUCUGAAAAAGACCUAAAAGGAAAGAACUGAGUUCGACUCGGAGCUGCGGAACUAUUCCGAGUGGCUAAGAUAAAGGCAUUGAGAAAGAACCCAAAAAAGGUGGAAUAUUUUGGCUCACUAUAAGCGCCGUCUAGAAAUCUCUACUCUAUUUUACUUUGAAGCGGAGAAGAAUAACCAAACUCAGUAAUCCAAACCAUUAAACAUAGCAAUGGGUGGAGGCGGUGCUGGUGGUUCAGUAAAAGAUGUCAAAUCGAAGGCUGAGCUCGACGAGUUGCGCCAGAGUGGUGCACCGCUUAUCCUUCACUUAUGGGCUUCUUGGUGUGAGGCUUCAAAGCAAAUGGACAAAGUCUUUUCCCAUCUCUCCAUCGAUUUCCCCAACGCUCACUUCCUUAGGGUAGAAGCUGAAGAACAGCCUGAGAUAUCUGAGGAAUACUCGGUUUCUGCUGUGCCUUUCUUCGUCUUCUUUAAGGAUGGUAAGAUUUUUGAUAAAUUGGAGGGUGCAGAUCCUUCCAGUCUCGCCAACAAAGUUGCCAAGGUUACUGGGUUUAUUAACCCUGGAGAAGCUGCUGCUCCUGCUAGUCUUGGGAUGGCUGCCGGCCCCACCAUCCUUGAGACGGUUCAAGAUUUGGCGAAGGUAAAUGGUUCAUCCCAGACAGGAAAUCAAGUGCAAACUGGUCUCGACGACAAACUUAAGAAGCGACUGCAGCAGCUGAUUGACUCUCAUCCUGUAAUGCUAUUCAUGAAAGGAAUCCCUGAGGAACCUAAGUGUGAUUUUAGCAGAAAAGUUGUUGAUGUUUUGAAGGAUGAAAAAAUAAAAUUUGGAACAUUUGAUAUUCUGUCGGACAACGAAGUUCGUGAAGGUUUAAAGAAGUUCUCUAACUGGCCAACAUUUCCGCAAGUCUAUUGCAAAGGAGAACUUCUCGGUGGGUGUGACAUAAUAAUUUCCAUGCAUGAAAGUGGUGAACUUAAAGAAGUUUUCAGAGAUCAUGGAGUUGAUAUCGUUGGAAGUGGAGCGGGAACGGUUGGCACCGCAGAACCCACCAGAUUAAGUACAAACCUAAAUUCUCGUCUGCAAAGCUUGAUUAAUUCAAGCCCAGUUGUGCUGUUUAUGAAGGGAAAGCCUGAUGAGCCCAAGUGUGGCUUCAGCCACAAGGUAGUUGAAAUACUUAAACAAGAGAAAGUCGAUUUCAGGAGUUUUGACAUUCUCACAGAUGAUGAAGUUCGUCAAGGGCUGAAAGUUUAUUCAAAUUGGUCAAGUUACCCUCAAUUGUAUAUUAAAGGUGAACUUAUUGGUGGAUCAGACAUUGCGUUAGAGAUGCAGAAAAGUGGUGAGCUUCAAAAGAUCUUAACCGAGAAAGGCAUCACUAGGAAAGAGAUGUUGGAUCUGAGAAGUUUGAUUUCAUCUUCACCAGUGAUGCUCUUCAUGAAGGGUACACCCGAUGCUCCUAGAUGUGGUUUCAGCUCUAAAGUUGUCAACGCCUUAAAGGAGGAAGGUGUGAGUUUCGGCUCAUUUGAUAUUUUAACUAACGACGAAGUGAGGCAGGGAUUGAAAGUCUUCUCGAACUGGCCAACGUUUCCUCAACUUUAUUACAAAGGUGAGCUUAUUGGAGGUUGUGAUAUCAUACUAGAGCUCCGGAACAAUGGUGAGCUGAAAGCGACACUGUCCGAGUAAGGUGCGGUUCAGUUUGUUUAAAAAUAAGACUUUGGGACAAGCCUUUGUUUGAAUUCCAGACUUUUCUGUUAUCCAAGUUGAAUGUGUGCCAAUUUACAGUAAUUGAAAACCUUUUAAUUUGUCGGUUUUAAUUUGCCUUUCAAACCAUCUCUACUGGUGCUUUUGAGUUGGUAGUAGAACUCCUUGUAUCUAUGCACGAUUUGCAUCUUUGAGCAUUGGUAAA
Molecule: messenger RNA, 1903 nt
Organism: Hibiscus syriacus
Lineage: Eukaryota; Viridiplantae; Streptophyta; Magnoliopsida; Malvales; Malvaceae
Product: monothiol glutaredoxin-S17-like
Exons: 3
Coding region: 217-1680 (487 amino acids)
Source: RefSeq, a predicted model, not a curated record